Messenger RNA from Plasmodium gonderi, 366 nucleotides. RefSeq lists its product as hypothetical. NCBI's taxonomy places the organism in Eukaryota, Apicomplexa, Aconoidasida, Haemosporida, Plasmodiidae. The record is from RefSeq and is a predicted model, not a curated record. The coding region runs from base 1 to 366 and encodes 121 amino acids. The transcript is spliced from 2 exons.
AUGAAAAUAGUUCUUUUCAUAACUCUCUUUUUAGCUUUACUAAGUUGUAAAAGCUAUGGAAAAUCGAAAUUGAAAAAUAAAGGCAAAAAAGGAAAAAAUAAUAUAUCGUUGGGGGGCGAUUUUUUAGGAGACAUUACCCCUUUGCCUAAUUCAGUAUAUAACUUACAUGUUGAUUUGAACAAAAGUUAUGAAUUAAAUAAUUUUGUUUUAAAUGAAAAUGAAAAAAUAAAUGAUGCUUUAUUUUUAAUGUAUAAAGAACAUUCGAAUACUGUGAAAGAACUUCGAGAAACAAUGAAUCUAAGACAAAAGGUCAUAGAUCAGUUAAUUAGUGAAAUAAAGGAAUUAAAAGAGAAAGCUAUUCCUUAA